UUGUGGAAAGCUAGCUAGCUUUGUUUAUGUUGCUAAUCUUGUCAUAGUAAUAUUUGACUGAACUUGAAAAUGUCAUGUGGUGCGACCAAUUAUCAUGUGGUGCGACCACUGCAGAUUGUUUUCCAUCAUAGAUAUAUGACCUAGAUUGGCAGUUUUUGUGCUUGUUAUAUUCAAUUGAUGAUUGAUCAACAUUAAGUACUUAAUUUUUAUUAUUAUUUUGACUAUUUUUUGGAUAUUUGAUGAGUCAUUUUGCUAAUAUUUCAGAAAUAAUGGUUAGUUCAUCUUUGUAAAAUAUAAGAAAAAAUAGUAAAAGCAUGCAAUUUCACUUGGGUAUUUAUGCAGUUAUUAGCAAUUUAUUAAUUAUUAUUUGUCUAUUUAACUCAUUUUAAUUUAUUUUACCAGAUGCCACUGCCAAGCAAAGUUAAAAGCGCUCGCCACAGGCAGCGUGUCAACUCUGACCCCACAGCAAGAGCAGAGUACCUUGCCAGGAGAAGAGAAAGCUACCAGAGAAGGAAACUGCAGGGGAAGAUUCCAUAUGUAAAGGCAAGUGAGCUACCAGAGAAGAUGAAAAAGAAACAGAGAGAGAAAUGGAGGGCAGCAUCCAGUGCUUACAGAGAAAGAAAAAAUAUGGCAAAUGCUGUGUUAGGGUUAGGGUUAACCUUACUCCACCAUCCAUGGAGAAUAUUCCACCAGUUCUGGUUGGUGUAGAUGUUGCCCAAGAACAGCCACAAGAGCAGCCAGAGCAGCCGCCUGUGGAAGACCCCAUGCCUCUAAAUGAGGAUUUUAAUCCACCGGUGUCCUCCACACCAGAGAGGAAUAAAAGAAAGAAUACAUCAGCAGAAAAACGUUGCAAAAAACUGCAGGGACAGAAGUGUCAACUGAGAAAGCAGGUCUUACAUCUGAAGAAACAGCUAGCAGAGAUGAAAAAACUGAGGGAUAAAUCCAGAAAGAGUGAGAAGAGGUUAAUGGGAAAACAAACAGUAGGCCUAAGUGAAAAAUUCAAGCCAAGGGGGCACAAGAAACUGUCAACAAAAAGAAAGCAAGCAGUUAUCAAUUUCCUGUCCAGAGAUGAAAACAGCCGUCUGUUAGCAGGGAAAAAAGACACCAUUACCAAAAAUAAACAGAAAAUGCAAAGAAGAGUUCUAACAAAGCCCCUGAUUGAGCUCCAUGCUCAGUAUCAAACAGAGGUGGAACAGGAUCUCUCCAUGUCUUACCGACAAUUUGUCAGAAGACGGCCUUUUUAUAUCACAGAGCCAAAGACCAGUGACAGAGAUACAUGUGCAUGUGUGGAACAUGAGAAUGUCCGGCUACUGAUUAACAAACUUACCAAGAGAGGGCUGUUGAAGACAACCAGCAUCUCAGAAUUAUUGAAUAUGAUUGUUUGUGACCCUAAAAACAAAGCAUGUAUGGAUCGUGUAUGCCCAAAGUGCUGCUUUGAUGAAGUCGAAUUACCUGAGACCCUCUGCAGAGGUUUCUUGGGAACAAUGGGAGCGAGUAACUUCAACAAAUGGAGAGAAAGUCUUUGCAAAUGUCUUAAAACAAACACAUACAGGGACAAUCAAGGACUUAAAAGUGCUGUUCCACAAAAAGCUAGAAUGUAUAGCCAUACACCAGUUCAACUGGAUCCACCAAACAGAAAAGUUUCGUGGCCUAAAACAGAAUCUCACAGAAGCUGAAGCAGUGCUUCACAUUGAUUUUUCUGAAAACUACUCCUGCAAGUUGAGUACAGAUAUUCAAGCUUAUCAUUUUGGAGGCAGCAGAAAGCAGGCCACAAUACACACCGUUAUUCUCUACACAGUCCAUGGGACAAAAUCAUACGCAACGCUAUCAGACAGCCUCCGCCAUGACGAGAGGGCAGUAUGGGCACACCUGGAGCCCAUACUGAAAGAGCUUCGCACAACCUACCCAGAGAUUACAGCCCUACAUAUAAUUAGUGACGGACCUGUUACACAGUACAGGAACAAAGCUAACUUUUAUCUCCUCAGUACUGUGCCUUUCCUUUAAGGGUUCAGGCAUGUUACAUGGAACUAUUCGGAAAAGUCCCACGGAAAGGGUAUGGUAUCGGAUGGUGCAGUGAAGAGGGAUGCAGAUCUCUAUGUUCGUCGGGGAGGUGAGCUGCAGGCUCCACUGGAUUUGUAUGAGAUGCUGACCAAAAAAUCAGGGUCGACCAUUACUCAUUACUGGGUAAGCGAAGAGAGCAUCCAGAAAUAUGAUGAGCUGAUUCCAGGGAAAUUGACAGCUGUGAAGGGAACCUUAAAAAUACACCAGGUUUUGUCUUCACAAGCUGCACAAAUCAGUCACAGUGAGGUCUCGUGCUUCUGCAAGCAUGCAGAAAUGAAGACAUGCCUAUGUUACCAGCCAGUGAAAGUAGAUUUGAGGAACACCACCGACGAUCCCGUAAGCGCUCCUGAGCCACCAAAGAAACAACCUCUUCAAGACUUGAGUGGAAAGUUUGUCAUAGUCAGCUAUGAUAAACUUCCCUAUGUUGGCCAGGUCCUUCAGGUUGUUGUGGGAGAGGAAGUACAAGUUACCUCCAUGCGAAAGUCAGGAGAAAAUAACUUGUUCAUGUGGCCACAAGUGCCAGAUAUUAUAUAUUACUACAAGAAAGAUGUUCUCUUUGUCAUUGAAGAACCUGAGCCAGCAACCUCACGCUACUCAAAGUUGACCAGCCAAGAUUGGGCAAAGUUCAAAAAGACCUGGGGUUAGCGGCACACACGCACACACACACACACACGGUUAGAUUUUUAUCAGAAAAUCAAAAAAAUGUUUAUGAAAUGAAAUGUUUGUUUUCAUGUUUGAAAUGUUAAUAAAGUCUGGUUGAAAUUUGCAUGGAAUUAAUUGUUUAUUGGUCUCUUUAAAUAGAUUUUUAAUGAUACAAGGUCUUCACGUCAUUUGGCGCGACCACCCAUCAUGUGGUGCGACCAAUAAUAACAAUACCUAUAUCAAAUACAAACUAAAAUAUCUAAUUUCUGUAACUAAUACUUUAAUAACUGAUACAAUAUGCUUAAGUGAAAGGUUAUUUUAAAACAUUUUUAUCAUUAUUAUCCAAUUUAAAGAAAAAAUGUGUUGGUGAACUACAUUUAAUGUAGCGACUGUGACAUUAUAUAUUUACA
Acanthopagrus latus (yellowfin seabream) is the source of this 3113-nucleotide messenger RNA. RefSeq lists its product as uncharacterized. Bases 588 to 1676 code for a protein of 362 amino acids. Lineage: Eukaryota; Metazoa; Chordata; Actinopteri; Spariformes; Sparidae. The record is from RefSeq and is a predicted model, not a curated record. The transcript is spliced from 2 exons.